Megalobrama amblycephala (Wuchang bream) is the source of this 4156-nucleotide messenger RNA. RefSeq names its product colony stimulating factor 1 receptor, b (gene csf1rb). The record is from RefSeq and is a predicted model, not a curated record. Gene Ontology annotation, cellular component: CSF1-CSF1R complex; signaling receptor complex. Gene Ontology annotation, biological process: cytokine-mediated signaling pathway; osteoclast differentiation; protein phosphorylation. Gene Ontology annotation, molecular function: cytokine binding; macrophage colony-stimulating factor receptor activity; ATP binding. Bases 572 to 3442 code for a protein of 956 amino acids. NCBI's taxonomy places the organism in Eukaryota, Metazoa, Chordata, Actinopteri, Cypriniformes, Xenocyprididae. The transcript has 22 exons.
UUUGUGUGAACUAACCCUUUAAUAUUAUAGUAUUGUGCAAGUAAGGGCUCCCUAUUUAGUUUACAGCAUUAGCUGAGAUAGAUUUUUAAUUAUAAUUGAAUGAAUUUAAAGACAAAGGCACAGUUUGCUCAGUAAAUUGCUGUUUAAUAAAACAUUUUUUUUUGAACAUUUUUCUCACCCUGCUGUACCGAACUGUGACUUCAAAACUGGGGUACAUACCGAUCCGUCAUUUUUGUGUACCGUUACACCCCUACUACUUUUCAUUGACCUGACCAAGCAGAAAAGGUAUGGCAGCCGCCACAUCCUGCCAUACCCAACUGACGCUUUUCCUGGACCUGGUUUGCAACAGCGUUUAGGAAGGUGGCACAUGUUAAAUUUACGUCCACACGAAUGGCCGGACCCAGGGUUUCCCAGCAGAACCUUGCCCAGAGCAUUGGACCAGGCAACCAUAUUCCACUGCUCCAAGGUCCAGUUCUGACACUAUCGCCGGUUUGUGGUUUGUCCCUCCUCAGACCACUGAUGUGUUUCAGACAAGCAGACCACAGUUUGUACCAACCCAAACGUGACAAAGAUGAACCGGAGGAUGCUCUGUAUCACCCUCUUUGUUGCUGUACUGCCUUGUAUGGCUAAAGAGUUUUCCGCACCAGUGAUGAAGCUGAACUUCUCUCCACUGAACCAGUCUGAGAUGGUCUGGUCAGCUAACAAACGCUUCAAUCUGAGCUGCGACGGACAGGCGGAUAUCAUAUGGAAGACGAGGCGCCGCAGCCACCAGAAAAACGUCGAUCGAAACGUCCUCACUGUCCGAAACCCCACUGCAGAUCACACAGGAACAUACAGCUGCAGUUACAAGAAUCAAAAAGACUUGUACUCAGAGAUCCACAUAUAUGUUAAAGAUUCUUUCAAAGCUUUUACUACCCCUACAAAAAAACACAUAAUUGAAAAAGAAGGCUUAAACUACUUGCUGGACUGCUUGGUGACAAACCCAGAAAGUACAGACUUCUCACUCAAGAUGGAAAAUGGAUCAGCUGUCCCAUCCGAGAUGAAUUAUACUGCAGAUCCCAAACGUGGCAUACUGAUACAAAAUCUUCAUCCUAGCUACAACGGAGGUUAUGUUUGCACUGUGAAAAUUAAUGGAGUCCAAAAGAUGUCUGAUGUCUUCCAAAUCACUGUCAGGAAAACAGCACAACACCCACCAUUGCUGUCACUUCCAGCUGAUCAGUAUGUGCGACUUGUUGGUGAAACGCUGCAAAUCCCUUGUCACCUGAUAACCCAAGAUCAUUCGUAUAACAUCACCUGGAGUUCAUCAGAAAAGGUACUGAAUCAUAAAAAGUCACACAAUAAGUGUGAUGGAGUGGCGCAGUGUAUCGAUGCCCUUUUGACUAUUCAUCAAGUCAACAUGUCUGAAACAGGGAAUUUAACCUGCACCAGUCACAAUGAAGCUGGAAAAAGCAGUGUUACAGCAGUUCUUACAGUUGUUGAUCAGCCUUACAUUAAACUUACUUCCAUCCUGUCCUCUGAAAACAAGGUGAAUAGAACGGAUGUUGAGGUGAUGCAAGGGGAUACUGUUAAACUUGGUGUGGAAAUUGAUGCAUAUCCUGAAGUUGAAUGGACAUUUUGGAAAACUCCCAAAUCGAAUCACACCCAUGAGGAAACCUUUCACCAGAUAAAUAAAAGUAUCAGCUAUAUGUCAACAAUCCUGCUGAGAAAAGUUAGAGUACAAGAAAAUGGUCACUACAUCUUCACAGCCAGAAGUGCCAGUGUCAAUGCCUCAAUCGUUUUUGAUGUUCAUGUCUACCAGAAGCCUAAUACUGAAAUUAAGUGGGAAAAUGGAAUUGCCACUUGUGUGGCGAUUGGUUAUCCUGUACCCAGGAUCCAGUGGGUCCAUUGUGAAGAAGAUACCAAAACUAUGUGUAGAUACAUCAAUACAUCAGCUGUGGAAUUAAAAGCCAACCAGUCCACUUUGGGCGAAGACAGAGAGUAUGAACCAGAGCAGGUGAACAGUGUGUUACCAGUGACUAACGCAAAAACUAAUUCAACUUUUCAGUGUGUGGCUACAAACAUUGCCGGAGAAGAUCGUGAUACCUUCACCUAUACAAUUUCAUAUGUUCCUGGAAAUACAUCAGGGUGGUCAACUUCAGUGUUGAUCACUGUUGUUCUUUCUGGAGCCUUCGCUGUGGUGAUCUUAUGGAUGUUGAUCCUCUUCCUCAAGCACAGAGAGGCACAGAAAUAUGAAAUCCAAUGGAAAAUCAUUGAGGUGAAUGAUGGGAACAAUUACACAUUCGUUGACCCCACCCAACUUCCAUACAACAAAAAACUGGAGUUUCCCCGAAAUAAGCUGAAGCUUGGACAAGUUCUAGGAGCAGGAGCUUUUGGGAAGGUGGUGCAAGCAACCGCUUAUGGGCUUGUCAAGGACGAAACUGUUACACGAGUGGCAGUAAAAAUGCUCAAGCCUAGUGCCCGCUUUGAAGAAAAAGAAGCACUCAUGUCUGAGCUGAAGAUCUUAAAUUAUAUUGGGCCACAUGAAAACAUAGUCAAUCUGCUGGGGGCAUGUACUCAGGAAGGACCGAUGCUGAUGAUCACAGAGUACUGCUGCCAUGGUGACCUCCUCAACUUCUUGCGUCAACGAGCAGAAACAUUUGCAAAUACUUUUCUUGGUCUUCAGAGUUUCCCAGAGGAUUCAAACCUCUACAAGAAUGUGACAGUUCAAAAGAGCCAUUCUGCAAGGAUCACUUGUUAUGGCCCAGAGAGCUACAAUGACGCACAAUCAACACAGAUGUCAAAAGACCUUUGUCAGGAAUCUUGCCAUGAAGGAGGGAAGGACACAUGGUCAUUGGAUAAUAUUGAUUUGCUGAAGUUCUCCUAUCAAGUGGCACAGGGCAUGGAAUUCCUAUCCUCCAAAAAUUGUAUUCACAGAGAUUUGGCUGCACGGAACGUUCUUGUGGCUGACGGCUACAUUGUAAAGAUCUGUGAUUUUGGCCUUGCGCGAGACAUCAUGAAUGACUUGAAUUAUGUGGUGAAGGGGAAUGCACGGCUGCCAGUGAAAUGGAUGUCGCCUGAAAGCAUUUUUGAAUGUCUUUACACAGUACAGAGUGAUGUCUGGUCAUAUGGCGUCCUUUUGUGGGAGAUCUUUUCCUUGGGUAUGAGUCCUUACCCUAAUGUUGUGAUUGAUGCACAGUUCUAUAAGAUGAUUAAAGAUGGUUAUCACAUGCCACAGCCAGAUUUUGCCCCUCAUGAAAUGUACACAAUGAUGAAAAAGUGCUGGAGCCUGGAACCAACUGAGCGUCCGACCUUUGCCGACAUCAGAGAAUUUAUUGCAAACUUGCUGCCAAAGCAAUCCAGCCAGCAGAACUAUGAACCCAUGUAUCCAGAGAGGCGCCUGAUGGCAAAAGCCCCAGUCAGCAGAGAGGAGACCCAGCCUUUAAUGAGGAACAGUUUGAUCUAACAAAACAUGUUUCACUUUUUCAUGUCUGUAUUUAGAACUAGAGCUAACAAGACAAGUUCAAUUUCCAUAUGUGUUUUGUUUUUACAGUGAUAACAUUGGAAUUGUAUUUUCUGAUUCUCUUAUAGCAGAUAAUUUAGUAUUUUACAUUUUAAAACCAUGGUAGCUAACACUUUAUGAAGCAUCUUUCCCACUUCUGUUUGCAAAUAUGUUCAUUCUUUCUUUGGGGCAUUUAUUUAUUUAUUUUAUUUUUGCUUUUUGGAUGCUUUUCCUUUUUGUCACUGAUUGUAAUUGAUAUCUGUAAACUAGUAAAAAAUAACUAAACUACAGCAUCAUUUUUUUUUCUUUCAAACUGCAAACACGUGCUGUAUCAUAUGCUUUUAAGCAUUUCAAAACACAUUUGAAGAAAAAAACAUGCUUAUACCUUCACCUUGUAACGGAUGUAUGUUUUUGUUCUUUUAUAUUAUGCAUUUAUUCUUGUUUUGAGUUGUGUGUCUGUGUUGUUUUGCCUGUCUUUUUUUUAAAUGGAUGCACUGAAUAUUAUAGUAUCACUUUUCUUUGAUGUUUAAGUUAUUUUGUCUUUUUUAUAUUGACUAUUUUUGUUUGUUAUUUUGGGCCGUGGGACACCCUGAAGUUUCUACACUCACUGGUCUUUCUUUUGUUACUCCGAAGCUCUCAACUUUACAUAUUUUUUCCAACAUUAAAAUGUUUAUCAGA